Molecule: messenger RNA, 607 nt
Organism: Tribolium castaneum (red flour beetle)
Lineage: Eukaryota; Metazoa; Arthropoda; Insecta; Coleoptera; Tenebrionidae
Exons: 3
Coding region: 130-387 (85 amino acids)
Biological process (GO): respiratory chain complex IV assembly; mitochondrial ATP synthesis coupled electron transport
Cellular component (GO): mitochondrion; respiratory chain complex IV
Source: RefSeq, a predicted model, not a curated record
GACAUAUUGACAGAAAAUCAACAGGGAUUUUUAGGUUAUUUCCACUCUUGCUGCUGUCAAUUUUUUCUCUUUCCUGGAAGGAGAAAAAGGGCCCCCUUAAAUUGACUCAACUGCGCGUAUUGAUCAGUCAUGUCGUUCCCAACGAAGGAAGAUCGCAACUUGUGUUGGGGUGCGCGGGAUCGGUAUUGGGAGUGUUUAGAUAAAAACGGAAUCAUUGAUAGUAAAGAUGACAGAGGACCAUGUCUCGAAUUCAGAAAACUGUACGAAAAAUCGUGCUCAGCUCAGUGGGUCAAGCAUUUUGAUCGAAGACGGAAUUACCUACAGUUCAAGGAAAAGAUAGAAAAACACGGGUACGAACCGCUUGAUGAGAGAAGCCCAGAACAUUAGCUUGUUUUGUUUAUUAAUUCUAGAAUAACUGCUUUAAUCCCAAACAAAUCAACAGAUGGUGUUAAAAUAUUCGAGAAACGAAGAGUUUAUCAUGACAUUGCCUGUUUAUAGCGUAAAAAACAGAUUAUAUUAUAUUUAUUUUUGCUAAUAUUUCAUUUAUUCACUUGCACAUAACGCAUUUUUUGUAUUACACAAUAAAUAAAGCACUGCAAAGGUACAA